AUGUCUCUGUCAAUCGAAGAGCUCGACGCCACAGUGCGCGCCUUCUACGAGGGUCGCGGCGACACACAAAAGCAAGCUCAGGCUACGCUGAACCAGUUCAAAGAGAACCCCGACGCAUGGCUCCUAGUCGACAAGAUCCUAUCCGAUGCGCAAUACCCGCAGACCAAGUAUCUCGGACUACAGGUUCUCGACAAUGUUAUCAUGACGAGGUGGAAGGUACUGCCUCGCGACCAGUGUCAAGGUAUCCGAAACUUCAUCGUGAACUUCAUCAUCCAGCUAUCCAACAACGACGAAAGCCGCCGCACCGAGCGUACCCUUCUAAACAAGCUCAACCUCGUCCUCGUCUCCGUCCUGAAGCAGGAGUGGCCCCACAACUGGCCAACUUUCAUCAACGAGAUUAUAUCAUCGUGCCAUAGCAGUUUGGGGAUAUGCGAGAACAACAUGGUCAUCCUGCGACUCCUGUCCGAGGAGGUCUUCGACUACUCAGAGGAGCAGAUGACUUCGGCCAAGCGAAAGGAACUCAAGCAAAGCAUGUGUGACGAGUUCACAGCCAUCUACCAGCUCUGCUCAGAGGUUCUGCGCACAGCCACCGAGGCUGCUCUCAUCAAGGCGACUCUCGAAACCUUGCUGCGCUUCCUGAACUGGAUCCCUCUGGGGUACAUCUUCGAGACACCACCGAGUGGCCAGAGCCUUAUUGAAACUUUGCGGAGUCGAUUCCUCGAAGUUCCUGACUUCCGAAACAUUACCCUCAAAUGCUUGACCGAGAUCGCUGGCCUGCACACCGAACCCGCAUACGACGACAAGCUCGUCCAGAUGUUCACCGAGACACUAACUGCCAUCUCCAAGAUCAUCCCCCUCUCACUGGACUUGAAGAGUACAUAUUCUUCUAGCAAUGGCCGGGACCAGGAGUUCGUCCUGAAUCUCGCGCUCUUCCUGACAAACUUCUUCACCAUGCAUCUGAACGUCAUCGAGAACCUUAUGAACAGGGACUUCCUUACGCAUGGCCACUUCUACCUUAUUCGCAUAAGCCAAAUCGACGAUCGUGAAGUCUUCAAAAUCUGCCUGGAAUACUGGACCAAGCUCGUCUCAGAGCUAUACGACGAGAUGCAGGCGCUCCCAAUAACCGACAUGAACCCUCUUCUGAACAUGGGUAUCCCUGGCAAUGGAGCUCGCGAGCUGGCCAACUAUCCUCUGCGAAAGAACAAGUACACCGAAAUUCUUUCAAACCUCCGAACAGUCAUGAUUGAGAAGAUGGUCAGGCCCGAGGAAGUUCUCAUCGUCGAGAACGACGAGGGCGAGAUCGUCCGUGAAUUCGUGAAGGAGAGUGACACAAUUCAACUGUACAAGUCUACUCGAGAAUGCCUCGUCUUCCUUACUCACUUGGAUGUUAAUGACACCGAGCAAAUCAUGUCGGAGAAGCUGGCUCGCCAGGUCGAUGGUUCAGAGUGGUCAUGGGCCAACUGCAAUACCCUCUGUUGGGCUAUCGGUUCCAUCUCUGGCGCCAUGAACGAGGAGACAGAGAAGCGCUUCCUGGUCACUGUAAUCAAGGACUUGCUUGGAUUGACCGAAAUGAAGCGAGGAAAGGACAACAAAGCUGUCGUGGCCAGUAACAUCAUGUAUAUUGUCGGUCAAUAUCCUCGAUUCCUUAAGGCACACUGGAAGUUCCUCAAGACUGUUGUCAACAAGCUAUUCGAGUUCAUGCACGAGACCCACGAGGGUGUGCAGGACAUGGCUUGCGAUACGUUCAUCAAGAUUGCAAACAAGUGCCGACGACACUUUGUUGCUCUUCAGCCUGGGGAAACCGAGCCAUUCAUUGACGAGAUCGUUCGUAACCUGAGGAAAAUUACUGCUGAUCUCUCGCCUCAACAAGUCCACACUUUUUACGAGGCCUGCGGUUACAUGAUCAGCGCGCAAGGACAGAAGAGCAUGCAGGAGCGUUUGAUUGCCGACUUGAUGGCUUUGCCAAACUCUGCCUGGGACAACAUUAUCGCUCAAGCUAAUCAAAACCCUGCGUGUCUCCAGGACUCAGAAGUCAUCAAGAUUGUCGGUAAUAUUAUGAAGACGAACGUCGCAGCAUGCGGCUCAAUUGGAUCCUACUUUUACCCACAGAUCGGCCGGAUAUAUUUCGACAUGUUGACAAUGUACCGCGCGAGCUCACAGCUUAUCGACGAAGCUGUCCAACGAGAGGGUAAUAUUGCGACAAAGAUGCCCAAGGUCCGCGGACUUCGUACAAUCAAGAAGGAGAUCCUAAAACUCAUCAACACUUACGUUGAGAAGGCCGAUGACCUGGAGAUGAUCCACAACAACAUUGUACCGAAGCUGCUCGAAGCUGUUUUGAUCGACUACAAGAACAAUGUUCCCGAUGCUCGUGAGGCAGAAGUGUUGAACGUCAUGACGACGAUUAUCAACAAGCUACAUAGCAUGAUGGAGGAUCAAAUCAUCAACAUCAUGGAUAGCGUUUUCGAAUGCACUCUGGACAUGAUCAACAAGGACUUCUCGGAAUACCCAGAACACCGUGUCGAGUUCUUCAAGCUUUUGCGCACCAUCAACCUUCGCUGCUUCCCCGCUCUGCUGCGCCUCGAUGCACGAUCGUUCAAGUUCGUCAUUGACUCAUGCAUGUGGGCAAGCAAGCACGACAACCGUGAGGUUGAGAGUGCCGGCCUUUCCAUGUGCUUCGAGCUGGUUUCCAACAUGGCCGAAACAGACCAGCAAACUUGCAACACCUUCUUCCAGACAUUCUUCACGACUAUCCUUCAGGACGUCUUCUUCGUGGUUACCGACAGCGAUCACAAGGCUGGUUUCAAGUCGCAGUCGAUGCUGCUGGCCAAGAUGUUCUGGCUCGUCGACUCAGACAAGCUGCAAGGUCCCAUCUACACGUCACCAGACAUGGCGCCAGCAGGCACACCGAACCGAGAGUUCCUGCGAAACUUUGUCGGCAACCUGUUAGCGACUGCCUUCCCCAACCUCCAGACUGCCCAAAUCGCAUCGUUCAUUGACGGACUUUUCGCGACUAACUCCGACCUCAACCGCUUCAAGGUCAUUCUGCGCGACUUCUUGAUUUCCUUGAAGGAGUUCUCUGGGGAUAACGCUGAGUUGUUCCUCGAGGAGCGUGAGCAGGCUGCGAAGACGGCGAAGGAUCAAGAGCGUGAGCGAGCCAUGAAGGUCGGUGGUCUGUUGAAGCCUUCGGAGAUGGAUGACGAUGAGUUGUGA
Molecule: messenger RNA, 3210 nt
Organism: Alternaria arborescens
Lineage: Eukaryota; Fungi; Ascomycota; Dothideomycetes; Pleosporales; Pleosporaceae
Product: Exportin-1
Exons: 7
Coding region: 1-3210 (1069 amino acids)
Biological process (GO): protein export from nucleus; ribosomal large subunit export from nucleus; ribosomal small subunit export from nucleus
Cellular component (GO): cytoplasm; nucleus
Molecular function (GO): small GTPase binding; nuclear export signal receptor activity
Source: RefSeq, a predicted model, not a curated record